Molecule: messenger RNA, 4731 nt
Organism: Caretta caretta (loggerhead turtle)
Lineage: Eukaryota; Metazoa; Chordata; Testudines; Cheloniidae
Gene: WIPF2
Product: WAS/WASL interacting protein family member 2
Molecular function (GO): actin binding
Source: RefSeq, a predicted model, not a curated record
GGCCGCCAUUUUGUUUGGCCGCCGCGGCUGGGGGCCGGGGAGGUUCGCUCAUUUCCGGGUUGGCGGAGGCAGGAGGCCCCGGUGCGGAGCGAGCGGCGGCGGCGGCGGCUCCGGUUACCACCCUAGCGCGGCUUGAUACAAAUCAGGAACAAAAAGUGAAUUAGCUGGUAUAUGAGGGACCAAACGCUCCACGGACGCUAAGCAGACUGAGCCAGCCAGGAGUGGGAAAGGAUGCCAAUACCUCCUCCCCCUCCACCGCCUCCUGGCCCCCCUCCACCGCCAACCUUUAAUCAGGCAAACACCGAGCUCCCGAAGCUGAGCCGAGAUGAGCAGCGAGGUAGAGGAGCCCUGCUCCAAGAUAUCUGCAAAGGGCCCAAACUGAAAAAGGUGACGCAGGUCAAUGACCGGAGCGCUCCAGUCCUGGAGAAGCCCAAGGGAGGAGGCGGCGGCGGCAGCAGCGGGUCCAGUUCAGCAGCGCUCCAGCCCAAAGGGGGCCUCUUCCAAGGGGGCGUCCCUAAGCUCAGACCCGUAGGAGCGAAGGACAACUCAGACAGCUCCUCUGGCAAGCAGUCGCUUCAGGUUCCUGGCUCCAGAUCAGCAGCCCCAAGACCCCCGGUGCUUGUGACCAACAGCCGACCUCAUGAUGACUCCGACAACAACCGGGCUUCCCCUCCCGAGCUUCCCCGGAUGCAGAGACCCUCCUUGCCUGACCUUUCCCGGCCCAACAGCGCAGGCAGUACUGGCAUGAAACACAGCUCGUCUGCCCCUCCACCCCCGCCUCCAGGCCGCCGAGCCAACGCACCCCCCGCACCUCCUCCGAUGCAUGGCAGCAAAGCGCCUUCCUACAACCGGGAGAAGCCGUUACCACCAACUCCAGGACAGCGGCUCACCGCAGGCCGGGAUGGCCCCCCAGCACCGCCCCCCCUUCAAGCCCCCCCAUCCCCAGUGAAUGUCCGAACGGGGCCAAGUUCUCAGAACCAGUCUCUAGCUCCCCCUCCGCCCCCCUAUCGGCAGCCCCCCGGCGUUCACAAUGGCCCUUCCAGCCCUAUCAACGAGCUGGCCCCGGAGCUGCCCCAGAGACACAACUCUUUGCAUAGGAAAACCCCGGGCUCCGUGAGGGGCAUGGCCCCUCCUCCACCCUCUUCGGCCUCCCCGUCACUCCAGAGCAAUCGACCCCCUCCGCCAGCCCGAGACCCUCCAAGCAGGGGAGCAGCCCCCCCACCCCCGCCCCCGCUGAUGCGGAAUGGUGGUCGUGAUGCUCCCCCGCCCCCGCCCCCCUACAGAAUGCAUGGGUCAUCGGAGCCUCCGAGUCGAGGGAAACCUCCGCCCCCACCUACCAGGACACCUGCUGGGCCGCCCCCUCCACCUCCACCCGUGCGAAAUGGGCACAGAGAUUCCAUUGCCACCAUGAGAUCUUUCUUGGAUGACUUUGAGUCCAAAUAUUCCUUUCAUCCAGUCGAAGACUUUCCAGCUCCAGAGGAGUAUAAACACUUCCAGAGAACUUAUCCCAGCAAAACGAACCGAGCAACACGGGGGGCCCCGCCGCUGCCUCCCAUCCCCAGGUGAAGUCCAGCUGCACUGCCUGGUUGCUCCUUGGCGAGGAGACAGACCUCCUCUCCUUUCCUUGAAUGGACUUUCCCUCCUGCCCCUAGGAACCUGCAUGAGAAGCUCCCAGUGUCUUGUUUUGUUUUUCCAAUGGUGCAAGGAACAAACAAACCCGGAUGAAUCCCCUCUCACCUCCAUCUAUGCAUUCAUACCUGGACUUACCUGGGUGAGUCCCUUCCUCCACUUUAUAGCUGCAGAUCCACGGGCCGCGCUGGAAAGAGGCUUCCUGCGCCACUCUGCAGAUCUGUGCAAAAAGACUCUCCUGGUCCACAAAGUUAAUAUAACGUAGGGUGAACUCCAAGCAAGAAAGCCAGUGUGUGAUGGCUUUGGGGCCAGAAACCAGCGUGGUGUGGCCAGUACCCCCCGGUGCUCCAUGCUAGGGCAGGGGCAUGUGGGGUGGGGCGUCAGAUUUGGAGAAGGGAGGGCGGGAAAGGGCCCGGGGGGGAAGGGGGUGUCAGAUUUGGAGACGGGAGUGUAGGAAAAGGGAUGGGUUUUUGAAAAGCGGAAUGUCUAGAACACUAUUGGCUGAGAACACUAUAUACUGAUCAGGUCAGCUAAAGCAACAGGGUGCAGGAAGAGUUUAAACUAACAUGGUUAUUUACCCAGACACAGCAACUGCCAUUUCCCCCCAUGGAUACAGCGAAGGGGACCCUACUGUCCCAAAGGAACACGGGCACACUGGGCGGAGCAAAUGCUAGCUCAGGGCAUGCUAUCCCAGCCGUUCCAGAGGGACUGACCCCUGGCUGGAACAUGCAGGCUGUUUGUGGGCCGUGUUCUGUCUGGGGAUGCUGUCCAUGGCUGCGUGGCCCUUCCUCAGAGCGCAUUGUUGUAACAAAUAGGGCACUGCUAGAUUUCCCCUCCUCCCCCCGGAAGAGAAUUUGACAAGGCUAAUCAUUCCUGGUUUUUUAACCUGGUAACAGCAGCUGCAAGCAUCUCCAGCUUGCCCCCUGGUUACGAGACGGAUGGUAGCUAGCGGCCUGUGGUGUCGGAGCUUGCUGUAUUGGGAGCGGUCAGUUUAAUCAGACCGAUGGGUUCCUGCAAAAUGCUGUCUCUGCUCCCGAUGGGUGGCAUGGCCCUUCAUGCCCUGCUGGGUACUCUGAUUUUAAUGCUAAAUGACCAGAUUUAUCAUUUGAACAGGAAGACUAUCAUCGUUGUAAUGUUAAUAAGCAAAAAAUAUGGAAACCCUGCUAAAUAGGUUUUAAUCUGUGGGGGGGAGAUCAGGGUCCUCGUGCUCUGACUGUGGGUUGCCUGGCUAGAGAGAGUGUUUUCACACUAUUUCUAAUGGGGGGGAUUGCCUCGUUUGGCCAAACUAGCUAAUGACUGUUCAGAUUCCAUGGUUUCUAACAAUAAUCCAGUACCUAGCUGUUGUUUUGCCUUAUACACUACUUCUGUCCUCCUGUUGGUACCAGAUUGAUGAUUAUUCUGUAUAUUUACUCUCUAACCAGGAGGGGUUACAUUAAUCAUAGUUACUGAUCUAUUUUGUAUGUUGUAAAAAGCUUGUAAUAUAGGAUUAAGGUGGGCUUGUUGCAAGUAUACUAAAAUCCUCACCUUUAAACUGCUCUUUUUCUAUGAUGAUGGAAAUGUAUCCUUUUUAUGUUAGAACUAGGCAGCACUCAUGUUGAGGACCACUGCCCGGUUACAGGAAAUUUUGGGUUUGUUUUUUGUUUUUCUGGAGGAAAAAUAUCUGCCCAGCUUAGCUGGUUGGAAGAGAAGUUAAUGCACUGUGCAUUUUUGUUUAAAUAAAUUUUAAAAAAGGAAAAAAAGUAUUUCCCUGUAAUGUUCGCUUCCUGUGAGUCUUGUUUUGGAAGCAGAGGGGGUUUUUUUUAAAGGAAAAAAUAAAAACCAAUAAGCUUGAAAUUGCAUUUAAAUAAAAAUAAUAAAGAUGCACCUCUGUUCAAAUCGCAACUUCUGGGCCAAAGCACUUUGCUAUUAGGUGUUUCGAAUGUUGUCUUGUAUAUGUUUUGUGGUACUUCCACUGCUCGUCGGAGACCUGUUAGCGUUUCCUUCAUCACCCUGCUGUGGUGUCUGUAUGCCUUGGUCAUUUAUCGGUCGGUGGGGAAACGCAGGCGGAACCAGCUUUGUAGCAAUGCGGGGAGUAUCCAAGAUGGUUCGGCCAAACUGGUCUGUGACUCAUCAAAGGAUGCUGCUAAUGGUAGAUCACAGGGAGCCCUUAAAGGAGGCAUAGACUUGUUUGGGUGGGGAAGAGGGGCAGAAGGAAGAACAGGAAGAUACCACUGUAUGGCAAUGUGAUGCUUCCUCAACUAGCCUGACUUAAGUGUGCUUAAUGUCAGCUUUGCUUAACGUAACAUGGGGUUUGCUUGAUUUUUUUUUUUCCUGACUGCUUGAAAUGGGGCCCUUGAGCCUGGGCUUUUUGUAGUAAUAGACACUGCACCAACGAGGAGGUGUGUCCACCCCCAAGAGGUGAGCAAUCAGUUUGGAUGCUCCAGCUAGCAAGGCUCUGCUGUGCCCUCUUUGGGAUCACAGGGAUCGGCUGGAAACAAACUUCCUAACAGUCCUGUUUUUCGUAGUCUUGCAUUGUACCUGGAGCAGCUCCGAAGGGCUGCAGAAGGGAGAGGCUCAGUGGGUCUUCAGUGAGAGACCAGUCAAUGGAUGUAAAGAAAACGAAAAACGUUCUCCAUUCAUGCUUACGGUGCCUUACCUGUGUCCAAAGCAUUUCGGACUCCUCUCCUUGCGCUUCGCGGACUGAAACAAUUCAGCAUGCAUAUUCCCACCACUGAGAUUUGUUUUUCCUUUCACCUGUUUGGUCCUAUUUUAAAUCCCAAGUUCGUCUUGACUGCAGCGCCACUGGGAGGAAGGGUUCCAGUUUCUUGAGUCUCUCCCACUGCAGCCGCUCCUCAGCUUGGAAGAGCUCAAGUAUUCGACAGCCCGUUGUAUAAAUGGACCAGAUCUGACCUGUGUGUGGAGUCCGCAUGAUUUUUAUAAUUUAUUGUAUGAUGAUUUUUUUUUGUUACAUUUUGCUGCAAGACUGUAGCCAUCUCUAAAGGUUUGACUUCUCCCUUGGAGGGAUGUGUACUGUAGCUCAGAUUCUGGUCUAAUUUUGUAUGUUUCUUCCUGUCUCUGCUACAUGCAAUUCUUUAAACCUCACUAUUAAAAUAAUAAUCCCAA